AUGUCGCUGUAUCACGAGACGGCCGAGAUCCUCUCGGCGAGCCCGGACCACGGCGGCAGUCUCAAGAGCCGCGUCUUUGGCAAAAAGGGCCUCAAGUCGCCGCCCGCGCAGGUGUAUGCUCUCGCUCUCGAGACAUGCAAGUGGAGCGGGGUUUUGAAGGAGGUCAUCGAGGCGGCCGAGAUCCUGCGCCACGAGCGCAAGCUCACCCCCGUGCUGGCACUGCUGCUGGUGCAUGACUUCCUACUGGCCAAGAAGGGCAUUGCGCUGCCGCAGACUCACGGUCUGAGAACUUCUGUUGAGAGGCACAAGGCCAGGCUCACCUCUGAGCUGACCCGCGCGAGGCUACGAAGGAAGAUGCCGUCGCUGGAGGCGUUGAGGGCAGAUGUCAAUGCGAACUCUGACCCCGAGGGAAGGCACCCUCGAUGGAUCAGGGUAAACGUGCUCAAGAGUAAUGUGGAGGACCAGCUUGAGACGACGUUUAAGGCGUACGAGAGGGUACUAUCCAUCGAAGCCGUGACGCAGUCGACGGGCAAAGCCAUCUUCAUCGACGCGCACGUCCCCAACCUGUUAGCGGCAUCGCCCGGAACGGACGUUACGAAGACGCCAGCGUACCUCAAGGGAGAGAUUAUCUUGCAGGACAAGGCCUCGUGCUUCCCGGCGUAUCUGCUCGACCCGCGGUCCGAGGACGGGGACGUCAUCGACUCGUGCGCGGCUCCCGGGAACAAGACAACACACCUGGCUGCCAUCGUCAAGUCACACGAGCCGGAGCAGGGCGCCCAGAAGCAGACCAUCUUUGCGUUCGAGAGGGACUCCAGGAGGGCGCAGACGCUGGAGAAGAUGGUCAAGAUCGCGGGCAGCAGGGGCCUGACCAAGAUAGGACCAGGCCAGGACUUCCUGGACGUCGACCCCAAGGCGGACGCCUACAAGGAUGUCGGAGCUCUGCUUCUGGACCCUAGUUGUUCGGGCAGCGGUAUCGUAGGACGGGAUUCUAUGCCGGAACUGCAUCUUCCCGAGACUCCCGGCCCUGCCGCGGCGAAGGGGGCCAAGGGGAAGGCGUCCAAGCAGGACAACCGCAAGCGGAAGCGAGACGAAGAGGAGAAGCCGAUGAUGGUUGACGACGACGGGAAUGCUGUCGAGGUGCAGUCGGAACAGGAGCUGCAGAAGCGGCUUGACGCGCUCGCUGGGUUCCAACUGACGCUACUGCUCCACGCGAUGAGGUUCCCUUCGGCGAAGAAGAUUUCCUAUUCCACCUGCUCGAUUCACGCGGAGGAAAACGAGGGGGUUGUGAUCAGGGCUCUUGCGUCAAAGGUUGCAAAGGAGCGUGGGUGGAAGAUUCUGGCGAGGGAGAAGCAGGUCCGCGGGAUGCGCGAGUGGCCUGUUCGUGGACUGCCCGAGGCGGCGGUUGGUGACGAGACUGUGGCGGAGGCUUGCAUCCGGACCUACAAGGGCGAUGGCCACGGCGUCAUGGGUUUCUUCGUCGCUGCGUUUGCAAGGGACGGAAGUGAGGGUGCAGCCGAUGAUGAUGGGCCGUACGUUAGGGAUGAUGAGGGGCGGAUCGUAAGGGACGUGGCGGGGAUGCCGGUGCUGAAGAGCACGGGCGAGACCGUCGUCUUGGAGGACGCUAUUGCGGCUCAGACACAGGCACCGGAGGAAGGCAAGGACCUUUCGAGUGAGGACGAGAGCGAGGAGUCGGAUGACGGAAGUGACGAAGAGGAGGACGACAACGAGUGGACCGGGUUCGACUAG
Colletotrichum spaethianum is the source of this 1746-nucleotide messenger RNA. Its product is annotated as 25S rRNA (cytosine-C(5))-methyltransferase rcm1. The transcript has 2 exons. Gene Ontology annotation, biological process: rRNA base methylation. The record is from RefSeq and is a predicted model, not a curated record. NCBI's taxonomy places the organism in Eukaryota, Fungi, Ascomycota, Sordariomycetes, Glomerellales, Glomerellaceae. The coding region runs from base 1 to 1746 and encodes 581 amino acids. Gene Ontology annotation, molecular function: methyltransferase activity. Gene Ontology annotation, cellular component: nucleolus.